GCCAAGGCCAGGGUCGAGCCAAAGAAGGAGACGAAGGAAGAGAAGAGCACAAAGGCUGAGAAGAGCAAGAAGGAGGAGAAGAGCGCAAAGGAGGAUAAGAACACAAAGGACGACAAGAACAAGAAGGACGAGAAGAGCAAGAAAGACGAGUUUUGUGAGCGUUGCUUCGAGAGAGACGAUAAGAACACAAAGGAAGAGAAGAGCAAGAAAGACGAGAAGAGCAAGAAAGACGAGAAGAGCAAGAAGGAAGAGAAGAGCAAGAAGGAGGAGAAGAGCCCAAAGGAUGAUAAGAACACAAAGGAAGAGAAGAGCAAGAAGGAGGAGAAGAGCAAGAAGGAUGAGAAGAGCAAGAAGGACGAGAAGAGCAAGAAGGAAGAGAAGAGCAAGAAGGAAACUAAAGACAAGGAUGAUGAUAAGAAGGAUAAGAAAAAGAAGAUCAACAGAGGGGAGUGGCUCAAGAGCUUCAAAGUUGAGAGUGACGAGGAAGAGGAUGAGAAGAAGAAGAAAAACAAGAGCAGGAAGGAAAAGAAGAAAGGGUCCAAGUCCGAGUCUGACAAGUCAAAGAGUGAUGGCGAGGCCUUUGUUAGCCUGCGUUGA
Molecule: messenger RNA, 597 nt
Organism: Durusdinium trenchii
Lineage: Eukaryota; Dinophyceae; Suessiales; Symbiodiniaceae
Source: the annotation of a GenBank genome assembly